Molecule: messenger RNA, 558 nt
Organism: Nipponia nippon (crested ibis)
Lineage: Eukaryota; Metazoa; Chordata; Aves; Pelecaniformes; Threskiornithidae
Source: RefSeq, a predicted model, not a curated record
AUGACUACCCCAAACAAGACACCACCUGGUGCUGAUCCAAAGCAGUUAGAGAGGACUGGUACUGUUAGAGAAAUAGGCUCACAAGCAGUUUGGUCUCUCUCAUCCUGUAAGCCAGGAUUUGGAGUGGAUCAGUUACGAGAUGAUAAUCUAGAAACUUACUGGCAGUCAGAUGGAUCACAGCCUCAUUUGGUGAACAUCCAAUUUAGAAGAAAAACAACAGUGAAGACAUUAUGUAUUUAUGCAGACUACAAAUCUGAUGAAAGUUACACUCCGAGCAAAAUCUCUGUCAGAGUAGGAAAUAACUUUCAUAAUCUCCAGGAAAUCCGGCAACUUGAAUUAGUGGAACCAAGUGGCUGGAUUCAUGUUCCUUUAACAGAUACUCAUAAGAAGCCUAUUCGCACGUUUAUGAUUCAGAUUGCUGUUCUAGCUAAUCACCAAAAUGGAAGAGACACUCACAUGAGGCAAAUCAAAGUGUACACCCCGGUGGAAGAGAGCUCUAUUGGUAAAUUUCCUAGAUGUACAACAAUUGAUUUCAUGAUGUAUCGCUCCAUAAGAUAA